UGUUUGAAUGCACCAAAUUGUUACCAAGCAGUUGACGCCUUCACACCCCAAUAAACGAGGCUUUCUGCGAACAAACAAACCUCCUAGUGUGGUUCUCUGCUACUCCUCUGACCGGUGAUGGAGCUGUCUUGUGAGUCAAUGAGACAUCCUGAGGACGGAAGACCGGCCAGUUGCAAGUUUGUGGAGCUCCAUGUGCUGUACGUACCAGAGGACCAGUGGAAUGUGAAGCUCAAUAAAGUCCCCGCUGACGCCAUAGAGAGCUUUAUAUCUGCCGGCUUCAUAAGGGUUUAUCCCGACAUCACCCUGAAAACGCUGAGGAGCGAGUUGGUGGCUGUUCUCGGCACUGAGAGGCAAAUCGAAAAAUGCUCCUUCCUCAAAUGUGUCGGCCGCAGUUUGGCUCUGGUCAAGAGCAAACAGGAGAAGUAUCUGAAAGUGAAAACAUUCGCGCCACCAUAUGCCCCACAGCCGGAACUUUACCUGCUGCCCAGUGUGGAGAUCGACUGCAGCGUUUGCACCAAUUUGCUCACCCCAGACACCAGCAGCAGCUCCCCAGACCUCCAGACCAGUUACCAGCCACCUGGAACAAAAGAGGCCAUUAAAUUCCCCCUCAUCCCCCAGUGUUCCCAUCAGCCACCUCCCACUCCGGGCCUGGAAGAGGAGGAGGAGGAGGAGGAGGAGGAGGAGGAAGAAGAUGAGGACCCAAGCUAUAGUUCUUCAGAGGCAGAGGGAGAAAAUGAAGAGGAAGGUCUCUCUUCCAACAAGUCAGAGUGGGCAGAGCAAGAAUGUCGCCCGAGGAAGCCUCAUAAUCAAAAGGCAAAGCUGCUUGUUUCACAGAAGACUCUGGAGGACAGAGACUCCGGCUUCUCACUCACAGACGGGCUCGGCAAAUCAAAAGAUUUACAUGCAUUGAAGUCCUUAAGGACUAAACCAACAAAUAAGGUUGGAUUGUCUCGAUGUGUUGGGCCCACCUCUCCACCUCCGGGUCGAAAAACAACCGUCCGUCCCGUCUUUCAGACGACCAGGGAGGAACUGAUGGAGGAAAUCAAGCUGGUGAGGGAGGAGAGAAAGGAACGGGAGUGGACGAGGCAGGAGUUGCUGAGAAAGGGGAAAGAUCUGUUGGCUCAAAACAGACAUCGCAGGAACCAAGCACGUGACAGUUGGAAGAAAAAAUACUUUGAGACCAAGAAGGCCACAGCACCAUUGGAGGAAAAUCUGAGAAGUUUACGGCGAGAGUUGGAGACAUUUUACAACAAACUCUUACACCAGCUCCAGGCCAGAGAUAACAGGGGGAAGCCAAGACGAUCGGGAAGCUCUCACAUGAAGAAUGAGCUCAUCAUUCAGAUCAUGACAGAGAGCCAUGAGAUUGACAACCUGAAGAGGAAGGUAGAGGAUGCCAAGAUGAAGCUGGUAACGGAGAUAAAGCUGAGGAAACAGGCUGCCACAGAGCUGAAGGCCCUGAAGGUUGAGCUGGCCCAGAAGAAGAGUCAGUCCUCUCAUCCCGUUCCCUUGUCCUCUCUGGGUUUUGGAAAGACCACACGGGAUUGACCGCAAGUUCAUACUAUCUCCAUUUAAUUCAGAACGUACGCGCUUUGAAUAUAACUCCUUUGUUGGGAGACCAGUUGAUGUUAAUUUGUUAUGCUGCAGUUAAGUAAUUUUGUGCAUUUACUUUUCCUGUUUAUUCGUUAAUAUGAAGUUGAUUUUUUUUUUCAAAAUGGUAUUUUAGAAUAAAGAAAAUGAAUGUCGUUAAAAAAAAAGUGUGCCAUAAAAAAAAAAAACUAUACAAUGUCUGACAGUGAGAGUAAUAAAAGGCACCGCACAGUCCUUUAAUAGUCUGUCCUAAAAGCAACUUAAUAGUAUCAAGACAAUUUUUUUUUUAUUUGAGAUGUGUCCAAUAUAUGUGGCUAAAGAUAUUUUUAUUAAAUUGUUCAAAGGAAACCUGGGUUCAUCAAGUCAUUAUAUCUCCAUUUGUCUCAUUUAUGAAAAUUCAACAAUUGUCAACAGCAAGGUUCAUAACCUUCUGUAUUCAGACUAUUUAAGUUAUUACUAAAGACAAAUACAGCAAAACACAUUCUUUUAUAAAAAAGGUAUUCUUAAUCUCGGAUCACGGAAGAGCCCAAAACUAAAAUGUUUAAACGGUUAUUUCACUUUAAUAACAAAUAGAAAAACAGAAUAUCAGAAAAUGUUUAAUUUAUGAAAAGCCUUAAAGUGCAAAGAUCUCAGUUAACGCAAUAUUUGUCAUAACAAAUACUGUCCAAAUCACAUUAAAGAGAU
Messenger RNA from Gasterosteus aculeatus aculeatus (three-spined stickleback), 2271 nucleotides. It is a transcript of the gene spata1, whose product is annotated as spermatogenesis associated 1. The record is from RefSeq and is a predicted model, not a curated record. NCBI's taxonomy places the organism in Eukaryota, Metazoa, Chordata, Actinopteri, Perciformes, Gasterosteidae.